This is a messenger RNA of Oldenlandia corymbosa var. corymbosa, 2994 nucleotides long. NCBI's taxonomy places the organism in Eukaryota, Viridiplantae, Streptophyta, Magnoliopsida, Gentianales, Rubiaceae. The record is from the annotation of a GenBank genome assembly.
AUGCCGGAUGAUGGUUUGUUUGUCGAAGAAAGGUUGUCAUAUGAGGGAUUGAUUAGUAAGAUUUGUAUGACCCUUGGUUGGGAUCCAGCACACGUGAAACUCCACCUUUCUUUGAUUUUCGAUAGUCCCGGUGGUAGGCGUGUAGUGAAGAUCAAGAAUGAUUCGCAUGUAGAGUUCAUGAACCGUGUAGAUCCAAUGUCAUGUUUGGAUUUAUACAUAGAUUUGGAAGAUAUCACUCAAGAAGAAAGAGAAGCGAGUUUGGAAAACGUGUCAUUUGGUGAUUUUCGAAGGGGGAAACGUGCUAGUACUUCUCGAAACCAUAAUGAAGAGGAGACACCUUUAUUUGCACAAAAUGACUACCGGGAAGAGUUGGAUUCCGACUACAUAGCUCCAAGUGAAAGCGAAGAAGACUGUGAUGUCUCCGGAGAGAGUGAUUUUGAAGAAAGUGAUGAUGAAAGGUUGGAAAAUGAGGAAAGGGAUUGUAAUCUAUUCGCCCGACGCCAUGUAUAUAGUAAGAUGGGGAACUGGGAUGCCUCAUGUGUAGACAAGGAUGAGUUUGCUCUUAAGAUGUGGGAUGAAACGCCCGAAGGAAUGGACAUUGGUGUUUGUUUCAAAACUCAAUCAGAAGCAAAGCAUGCUGUGAAAUUAUGGAAUAUCCAUCAUAAAAGGGAAUAUACGGUCGCCGCGAGUAGUCCAAGGACGUGGGCUGUGCGGUGCAGAACAUUUAAUGUGGAAAGUGAGGAUGGUGAACCACCAUGUGAGUGGAAGAUGCGUGUGUCAUUGAAAGCUCACGGCCUUCAUGAAAUUAUGAGAUGGCAUGAUGCACAUAAUUGCAUGACUCCUGUGAAUGAUAAUGACAAUCGGAUUGAAAUGGCGACGCCGGCAUCGGGCUCCCAAUAUGACUAUCAACCUAAACAUCUUCACUCGGGACCUAUACAAGAUAAAAUGCUAUAUCGUCAAACAAAGCAUAGGUCCCAAGCUGUCUAUGAGAACAGGAUACCGGACAUUAAAACAUUCCGCCUCAAGGGCCGUAGGUACGACAGUGAUUUUUGGGCGUUAUAUAAAAAUACGGCACCGGAGGUUAAGGAAGUCAUUAGGAGAGCCGAUUUUGAGGGGAUCAUGAAGGUAUGGGCCUCAGCGGUACACGGUGAAGUAUUGAACAACAUUCGCAAAUUUGGUUUUGGACCGUUUUCUAGAAUUGGGUCUAUAAGAUGUGACCAUGCCCUGCUUACAGCUCUUGUGGAGCGGUGGCGCCCUGAGACCCAUACUUUUCAUUUACCUUUUGGGGAGGCUACUAUCACACUGCAGGACGUUGAGGUUCUUUUGGGGCUUCGGGUUGAUGGACUUCCGGUUACAGGAGAUCAUACCAUGCCUGAAGGUGGUUGGGUUGCCUAUUUGGAGAGGAUGUUUGGAUUCAGGUUCCAGACAGAAGAGUCCAAAUUGACUAGCUCCCCCCACGAGGCACACUUAGAGCGAGCCCGUUGUUUUGUUGGAUGGCUAGUUUGCGGAUUACUGUUCUCUAACACGACAAGAAACAGUUUUCCACUCGAUCUUGUGCAUUUUCUGCAUACUCCCGAGAUAUGCUCGGAGUACAGUUGGGGCUAUUACCGGCUGUGUGAUUCUUCUUCAGCCAAAGAUACCGGGUGGGAAGCUCAAUCUUUCUCAUUGCCCAUGGGCACGAGGUGGUCCCGUGAGAAAGAAGUUCAAGGUAUCACGCGGUUCAAUUUGGCCGCCUACCGGGAUCAGCUUGCAGUUCUCGCAGAGUCAGAUUUUGUAUGGAUGCCGUACACGACUCUUCUGGGUCGUAUUGCCAGGGUUUGUCUUGAGGGACAGGGCAUCUGGCGAUCUCAGACAUGGCUCAUAUGCGGUGAUGUCGUUGCGCCACAGAACCCCAGUAGGGAAAUUACUAGCCUGCUUAAGAGGAAGCCGUUUAGAGGAUCCGAUAGGAGAUGGAUACAACAACUAGGCAUAUAUCUCCAGGUUUGGAAUGAUCACCACGGCAGACUUGUCGGGACUGAUGAUGAUUAUGUUGGCGAGCUUAGAGCAGAUCCGGAGUAUCUCUUGUGGUACCAUCAGGUUACUAUAAAGUAUGUUACGGAUCCGGCGGACUCUGAAAACACGAGGGGUUUUCAUGGCUCUGCAGAGACCUUGCGUCUCAUGGCCACUUUGAUGGAGGACACCCGACCCAACAAUAUCCACCUCCUAGACCUCCGAGGCCACCAACAGUCCCAUUUUGCCUUCACUCAGUUUUCCUCCCCUCUGACUUCUCAGCCUCAGUUUGGAGAUUCUUUUAUUGACUUUUCUAGGUUCCACAUCAGGCUGAUGACCCAUCUGGAGGUGAGCCGCCAUGAGGAGCAGGGAUCGAGUCAGACUCUAGGGACUCCACCGUUGGCUAAGUUCUUUACCCUGGUGUUGUCAGCGCCAUUCAUCGUUGCAGCCACUGGAAGACCCAGAGACAUCCUGAACUUGUUACCUGUCGAUCCUCCGCGUCCUCGCUUCGACAUUUUUGCUGUCUCCCCUGUGAGCAACUAUUUUCUCUUCUUCGGAAACCUCACAGGGGAGACAGCAAAAUUGUCGAAGCAAGGACGCGGAGGAGCGUUGGGUAACAAGUUCAGGAUAUCUCUGGGUCUUCCAGUGGCUGCGACGGUGAAUUGCACCAACAAAACCGGGGUAAAGAACCUCUACAUCAUUUCAGUGAAGGGAAUGAAGGGUAGGCUCAACCGUCUCCCUUCUGCUUGCGUCGAUGACAUGGUUAUGGCCACCGUCAAGAAGGGUAAGCCCGAUCUCUGGAAGAAGGUCAUGCCCGCAGUCAUUGUCCGCCAGCGCAAGCCAUGCCGCCGAAAGGACGGUGUCUACAUGUACUUUGAAGAUAAUGCUGGAGUGAUUAUUAAUCCCAAGGGAAAAAUGAAAGGUUCUGCAAUCAGUGGUCCCAUUGGAAAGGAGUGUGAUGAUCUUUGGCCUAGGAUUGCAAGUGCUACCAAUGCGAUUGUUUAA